This is a messenger RNA of Adineta steineri, 1674 nucleotides long. Lineage: Eukaryota; Metazoa; Rotifera; Eurotatoria; Adinetida; Adinetidae. The record is from the annotation of a GenBank genome assembly.
AUGUUCUCCCUUUUUGCUCCAACAAUUAUAGAUGUGCGUCUUAUUGGUUCGUUUUCUCAAUGGAAAGAAAUCUUAAUGAAUCGUCAAGAUGAUGGUACUUUUAUCUGUUCACCAAAUAUUUCUGAUGGACAACAUGAAUAUAAAUUUCGAAUAAAACGAAAAAAAGAAGAUGAUCAAUGGAUUGAUAUUAUUGAUCCUUAUGUUACUAAAUAUGAUCCAGAACAAAAUACUGGUAUUAUGUGGGUAAAAGAAGGAAAACGUUUGUUAAAUGAUGCAAUUGACUACAAAUGGAAAUAUGAUCUUAUAAAAAUGCCUGAAAAUAAUAAUUUAAUCAUCUAUGAAAUAUAUGUAGCUGAUUUUUCAGAUAACGAACAAUUUACAGGUGUAAUAGAUCGACUUGAUUAUUUAAAAGAUCUCGGAAUCAAUGCUAUUUUAUUAAUGCCUAUUGUAGAAUCAUUAGGUUUAUCUCAUGAUUGGGGUUAUGUACCUCGAAAUUUUUUUUCUCUUAAAUCAACUUUUGGAACUUGUACUGAUUUUAAAAAUCUUGUUGAUCAAUGUCAUCGACGUAAUAUUCGUAUUUUAUUUGAUGGUGUAUUUAAUCAUACAAGUGGUGAUUGUCCACUUGCUAUUAUUGAUCAAGAUUAUUGGUAUUAUAUAGGAAAACAUAAUCCAGAUGAUCCUUAUUAUUGGGGACCAGAAUUGAAUUAUGAGUUUUAUGAUAAAAUACGAAAUAUUAAACCAGCUGUUCGUUAUAUUAGUGAUGUUGUCAAAUAUUGGAUUGGAGAAUUUCAUUUAGAUGGUCUAAGAUUUGACGCAGCAAAACAAAUGGAUAAUUAUGAUAUCUUACAUGAAUUAGAUCAAGUUGCUCGUAAUGCUGCUCGACCUGGACAACCGUUUACUACACAAGCAGAACAUAUGCCUGAAACUUUGAAUAUUAUUAAAGAAAAUGGUGGUCCAACAGAUACAUGUUGGUCUUUAUCAUUUAUGAAUAAUAUAGAUGAAGCUUUAGCAGAUAAAUUCGAUUUAGAUAAAAUGAAAUAUAUCAUUGGAACACCAAAUCUUAUUAAUUAUACUGCUUGUCAUGAUAAUAAACGUUUAUUAGCACGACUAAAUGAAAGAUUAUCGGGUUUUGAUGAUGAAAUAUUUCGACGAAUGAAAUUAGCAGUAAUUAUUUUAACAACAUCGGCAGGUAUACCAUUAAUCUGGCAAGGUGAUGAAAUAGGUGAAGCAACAUCCGUGGAUGAAACUGAUGAGAAUAAAACGAAAAUCAAACGACCAAUGCAUUGGAAUUUACUUAAAAAUAAACGAAACCGAAAUCUUUUCAAUACAUUCAAAUAUUUAUUCGCAUUUCGUCAUAAGACUGAUAGUCUACGUAAUGGUGAAGUUGAUUUUUGUUAUGAAAAUACUGAUGAUCAGGUUCUCGUCUAUCGUCGAGGUGUAAAUAUUAUCAUUCUCUGUUAUUUUUCAAAUGAAAAACGAUUAAAUUAUACUAUUGAAAAUAUAUCUACAAAAGCUAAUACAAUAUGGAUUGAUAUUUUAACUAAUGAAUAUUUUAUAGUCAACGAUCGCAAUACUUUAGUUUUAACUCUCAAUUCAUAUGACGGACGAAUAUUACUACAGACAAAUAAACGUAAUUUUCGUUUCUGUCUUCCUGUUCCAUGUUUUCACGAUUAA